GCUGGAUCCUUUGGCGUAUGUAAAUUUUAUAGAUUAUAAAGUCAAUCGGCAAAGAGAAUAUAAAACUACGUAAUCUACGUUAGAUUUAACAUUUUCCAUACAUAUUAUAAUUCUCUUUGGAUUUAACGGUUUUGCACUAGCCGCUAGCGUCGUUAUAAUUCUAAAGGUGCGAUAUAACCAAAGUAUUAAUAUUAAUUUAGUGUUAGGAUUUCUUGGAUAGAAUAGCUGUAUUUUGUGUACUGAAUUUCAUUAAAUUAAUCAAGAUUACUCGUGGUUUACAAGGAAUUGUUAAAUUCUUCAACAUGUCUGAACGUUCUUCAGUUCUAAAGUUCACACGUUUAAGUGUUAAUGCUUUUGAACCUGUAAGGGGUUCUGAAAAGGCAGCUGGACUUGAUCUAAAAAGUGCAUAUGAUUAUGUUGUGCCGGCACGUGGUAAAGAAGUAGUGAAAACAGAUUUGCAGAUAGAGCUACCUCCGGGCUGUUAUGGCAGAGUAGCCCCUCGUUCGGGUCUGGCUGUUAAGAACUUUAUCGACGUCGGCGCUGGAGUAAUAGAUGAGGACUACAGAGGAAAUGUUGGUGUCGUACUUUUCAAUCACUCAGAUAGUGAUUUCACUGUUAAGAAAGGUGAUAGAAUUGCACAACUAAUUUGUGAGAAAAUUGACCAUCCUGUUUUGCAGGAAGUAUCUAAUUUGAGUGCUACAGCCAGAGCGGAGGGAGGAUUUGGUUCAACAGGAAAGUAGGAAAAUGAUAACACUUUGAAUAAAGCACAAUAACCUUAUAAAUAAAUAGCUGUAAAUUACACAAUCAAUUAACUAUUUGUAUCAAUUCUAUUAUCUGAAAUUCACAUGAUUUUAUAUUGAUACUUCCUACACGUUUAAAACUUUUAGAGAAGUUCCUGAAAUAAUAUUUUAUUCCUUAGUACCUAAGUGCAGAAAAAUUAGUUAUGUAAAUAAGUAGGAUUUUUGUUAUAAGGUGGCUAAAAACAUGAUACAUAAACAUAUACAGGCAUGCUGUAUCUAUUAACACAUGUGAUGAUAAUUUUAAGUAAAUUUUCAUAACCAAAUUUGAACUAACUAGAAUAUAUUGGUAUCCCAGUAAUAGAUAUAGAUACUCCAAAGUUUAGUUUGCUUUAUUAAAAAAUGUUAUCUCUCUGGUUUAACUACAUAUAUAACUACUAUCCACCAUUCCAGUUUUCAGUUUUACAAUAAUAAAAUAAAAAAUGAAUGGUUUUUAAUGAAAUAUUAUUGUUAAGUCUUAAAUAUUAUGAUAAUAAAAAGGGAUAAUAAUAAUAAAAAAAAAUGUUGCUAAAUAACUCAACCACACAUGAUAGGUAAUUUUUCUGACAGCAAAUAAAUACAUGAUUCCAGUAAUAAUCCAAACCAGGAAAAUUACAUUUGAAUUGUAAUCAUAACUAGUUAAAAUAUUAACUAAGGUAAUAUGUUUUGCUGAGCUAGUAUUAGUAAUAUCCUAUUUUUGAUUCAAAUGUAAAAAUUUUAUCAUAAUAUUUCAAAGGGUAAGUAUGUCAGGGGCUCUAUUCUGGACAGAGAGGCAUAUCUGUCUUUUUGCAAAAAAGGCGAUCUAUUCAAAAGAUAGCUUUCGAUAGCCAUAUAGGAAAGAGUAAAAAACUAAUUUACCCAUACUGCUAUCAAAGUUCUCUUUUGAUUUGAAUGCCCAUAAUUGCAAAAAGAUAGGUUCUUCCCUGUACAAAAGAACAUCUGACUAUAAUUUUUCUAAUUAUUUAAGCUUUGACAGAUCACAAUAUUGACGGGACAACACAAGCAGUGCAUAUGUACUUGCUUGUAGAAAUAUAGUUAUGUCCACUUACUAUUUCUACUAUACUUUCUGUUCUUUGAUUGUUUUUUAAAGAAUUAAAGAUUCAAUCUUAUCUUUGUUUUUAAACUACAUUUAAUUUUCCCAUGGCUAUCGGGCAACAAGGAAGGAAGUAAGGUCUGUGAGAUGGAGGAUUUUUCUUUUUUCAUUAAUACACAUGUCCAAAAUUAAGCGGAAAUUUAAUAUUGAUUGGUCACCUUAAUCUAAAUGGAAAUGAAAACUGAACCAAACUAGAUAAUAUAUGUAACUAGAUAAUUAUCCAACAUUUUGUAUUUCAUAUUAAAAAAAACAAUCG
Molecule: messenger RNA, 2125 nt
Organism: Manduca sexta (tobacco hornworm)
Lineage: Eukaryota; Metazoa; Arthropoda; Insecta; Lepidoptera; Sphingidae
Gene: dUTPase
Product: deoxyuridine 5'-triphosphate nucleotidohydrolase
Exons: 3
Coding region: 303-740 (145 amino acids)
Biological process (GO): dUMP biosynthetic process; dUTP catabolic process
Molecular function (GO): dUTP diphosphatase activity; magnesium ion binding
Source: RefSeq, a predicted model, not a curated record